Molecule: messenger RNA, 2573 nt
Organism: Ficedula albicollis (Collared flycatcher)
Lineage: Eukaryota; Metazoa; Chordata; Aves; Passeriformes; Muscicapidae
Gene: MAK
Product: male germ cell associated kinase
Exons: 16
Coding region: 346-2301 (651 amino acids)
Biological process (GO): cilium assembly; intracellular signal transduction; protein phosphorylation
Cellular component (GO): cilium; nucleus; cytoplasm
Molecular function (GO): protein serine/threonine kinase activity; ATP binding
Source: RefSeq, a predicted model, not a curated record
AAAUCUGUAUCAGCAUACAUUCUGUGCUUUGCAGUAGUGCCGGUUUUGAUCAUUGAGAACUGUACUGAGCCACGCAAACAGUUUUGGUGAUUUCAUCAGUUACUCUAAGCAGGAUCUGUGUGAGAAUGGCCAUGUUCUUCUGUCUCCCAUUUUUCAUAACUGGAUCUCAAAGUAGCUGUAGUUUGGAAGAGAACAGUGAAUAUCCUGCUCAGUUAUGAGAAAUAGUCAUCAACGUAAAACAAUCUGGAAGAAGAUUUCGCUUAAGAAAAUCAAAGAGCACAGAACCCUUUAAUAAAACAGAAGAAAUUUAGCAUCUCGUAAGCUUUUGGCUGUCUGAGUAAUAAAAUGAAUCGUUACACAAUUAUGAAACAACUGGGUGAUGGCACCUAUGGCAGCGUGUUGAUGGGGAAGAGCAAUGAGUCAGGAGAACUUGUGGCUAUCAAAAGAAUGAAAAGAAAGUUCUAUUCAUGGGAUGAAUGUAUGAAUUUGAGAGAAGUCAAGUCUCUGAAGAAGCUAAACCAUGCCAAUGUAAUAAAAUUGAAGGAAGUCAUACGAGAAAAUGACCACCUUUACUUUGUAUUUGAAUACAUGAAGGAAAAUCUCUAUCAGCUGAUGAAGGAUAGAAACAAGUUUUUCCCUGAGUCAGUUAUCAGAAACAUGAUGUAUCAGAUAUUGCAAGGGCUGGCUUUCAUCCACAAACACGGAUUUUUUCAUAGGGAUAUGAAGCCUGAAAACCUUCUCUGUAGUGGACCAGAACUUGUGAAAAUUGCAGAUUUUGGGUUGGCUAGAGAACUAAGAUCUCAGCCACCUUACACAGAUUAUGUUUCUACCAGGUGGUACCGUGCUCCUGAAGUUUUGCUGAGAUCUUCUGUCUAUAGCUCACCUAUUGAUAUAUGGGCAGUUGGCAGCAUAAUGGCUGAGUUAUAUACACUCAGACCUCUAUUUCCAGGCACAAGUGAAGUAGAUGAAAUCUUCAAAAUUUGCCAAGUCCUAGGGACUCCAAAGAGGAGUGACUGGACAGAAGGAUACCACCUUGCUUCUGCCAUGAAUUUCCGUUUCCCACAAUGUGUCCCUAUAAGCCUAAAAACUCUCAUCCCAAAUGCAAGCAAUGAAGCAAUACAGCUUAUGAGUGAUAUGCUGAACUGGAAUCCAAAGAAGAGACCUACAGCAAGUCAGGCUUUGAAGUACCCUUACUUUCAAGUUGGCCAAAUUUUAGGACCUCCUCCACAGUAUCUGGAGAAGCAGACUCCUGUUAAAGCAGUUCAGCCAACAGAGCCAAAGCCAUCUUUACCUAAACUGGAAGCUAAGCCAGAACCUCUGUCUUCACCUGAUUUACCUGACAAAACACAGCCACAGCACUUGCCAAAGGUUAACCACCAGCCUCUCCAGCAAAUUCAGUUGCCUCAGAAUACAGCUAACCAGCAAGUACCCAAGCAGCAGCAGCCACAGGCACAACCACUUUUUCCAAAUAUCAAUAAAAACUCACCGCCUAAACAAGCAGCUAAUGGCCCUCUAAAUGGUGUACUAGGUCCUAAAAACUGCAGAAGACGGUGGGGUCAGACUUUGGUAAAGGCUGUGGAUAGCUGGGAUGAGUUGGAUGACCCUGAAUUUGGAAUGUCAUGUUCAAAGAAGCCUAGCAUUGCACUGUUAAAAGAAAAGAAAAACAAGGAAUUUGUUUUUAGUGUGCCAGAUUCAAAAGCUUCAUGCUGUAUCCAGCCAGGAGGGGGAAACAAGAUUCUGAUGAGAAAUGAUUCUGAAAGAUCAAAUACAUCAGCAAAAGAUUACUAUAUAAACCAAUCAAGAUACCUGCCUGGCGUAAACCCAAAGAGCGUCUCUUUAGCAGCAGCCAAUAAAGAAGGAUCACACGGAACCUGGAGCAACCAGUUGUUUGCUAAAUCACUGGCAAAUGCUGGGGGAGGAUUGACUUACAGCAGGAAUACUACAGAUGAGAACUUAAUUAUACCUAUUGAAAAGCUAUCAUGCAAAGAAAGGUUGAAUGAAAAAUUAGAGGAUCCAAAAGGAAAUCCUGGCUUUGUAAGUAGUGGUGCCUACAACCCAUCAGGACUAUACACCUCUUCCUUCCAUAAAAAAGAAGUUGGAUCAGCUGGACAACGGAUACAGCUAGCACCUCUUGGUACAUCUGUAUCAGCCUACAAUAAAAAGAAAGAGUUCAAUCCACUGCAAUACCAAAAACCUACUUUCAAUGCAGCAGCCAAAAACAUGAGUAUCUUAACUCGCCCCCCAAUUCAGCGAGUACAUGGGAGAACAGACUGGGUGGCCAAAUACGGAGGGAACAGAUAGAAAAUACCAUCCUGUGUGGACAUUACAUGCUCAGUGUUCAGUCCUCCUGCACUUGGAAACCUGAAAAGCCUAUUUGCUCCAGCUUUUCCUAAGACUAUGCAAUAGUAAAGGGAAAAAAAGACCUUGUGUUCUGUAACCUGUAGAGUACAUAUAAUACCAUGCAAAAUACUGGCUGUAAAGUAGGAUGCAAUGAAGUAUUUUGCAACACAUAUUGCCAAAACUGAGAAGUAGAUUUCACCUGAUGUUUUCUAUAGAUAGAUCUCCUAUUCUUG